This is a messenger RNA of Heteronotia binoei (common prickly gecko), 3005 nucleotides long. RefSeq names its product sterol O-acyltransferase 1 (gene SOAT1). Gene Ontology annotation, molecular function: cholesterol O-acyltransferase activity; fatty-acyl-CoA binding; cholesterol binding. Gene Ontology annotation, biological process: cholesterol metabolic process; cholesterol efflux. Gene Ontology annotation, cellular component: endoplasmic reticulum membrane. NCBI's taxonomy places the organism in Eukaryota, Metazoa, Chordata, Lepidosauria, Squamata, Gekkonidae. The coding region runs from base 190 to 1830 and encodes 546 amino acids. The record is from RefSeq and is a predicted model, not a curated record. The transcript is spliced from 17 exons.
UCUCGCAGUGACGAGGAAAGUCACACGGUGGUGCGUUCCGGUUUGUAUCCUCUCGGGAGCAGCGCAGGGGAAGGUGCAGGCGGAGAGCUGAGUGCACCCUGGCUGGGGGCGAAGAAUCUGAGGUAACCCUGACAGAGAACUGCUAUAUACAGAAGAAGAAGGGGGAAAAGGAGUGUUAAACCUGUUAUCAUGGUGGGUGAAGACCAUAUCUCUGUAAGGAAUCGCCGAUACGGCACCACAGAGGAGAAGGACAACAUGUCAAGGAGGCUAGAAGGAGACUGGGCAUUCUCAAAGUCCAGCAAUGGUUGGGUUGAUGUUGACCGUGUGUUAGCAAGGAAGAUGCAACUCCAGGCAGAGGCAGAGCAUUUGAAGACAGCUUUCAUGAAGGGGAUUGACAGUCAUUUAACAGAAUUUGUAGAUGGCUUGGUUUCAAAGUCAGUGCUGCUGGAAUCGUCGCCAUCUGCCUUCCCAACCACAUAUUCAGAGAAAGACAGCUCCAAAACCAAAGGCCUGAGAACAUCUCUAGAACAUGGAAAAGUCUUUGUUCAUAGGAAAUCUCUCUUGGAUGAGCUGUUUGAAGUGGACCACAUCCGAACCAUCUACCACAUGUUUAUUGCCUUCCUCAUCCUCUUCAUUCUUAGCACCCUUGUGGUAGACUUCAUUGAUCAAGGAAGGUUGGUGCUUGAGUUUGAUCUCCUGGUCUACUGUUUUGGCAAGUUCUCUGUUGUCGCUCCUACAUGGCUGUGCAUGAUGUCAGCCACGAUGGCUAUACCAUAUGGCCUCUUCUGCCAGUGGGCCAAGGGCCACCAUAGUUCCUCCAACAAGACAGUCCGCUCCCUCUUUUUUGCAAUGCUCUUUGCGCUCUUCCAGUUUGUUGGACUUGGAUACGUACCAACUUACAUCGCUCUGGCCUAUGAUCUUCCACCAGCCUCUCGGUUCAUAGUCAUACUUGAGCAGGUCCGUUUGAUGAUGAAAGGUCAUUCUUUUAUCAGAGAGAACAUGACCCAGAUACUGUCCUCUAGCCCACAGAAGACGAAUGAUGUUCAGCUGCCUCUAUUUUCUCGGUACUUGUAUUUCCUCUUUGCUCCCACCCUGAUCUACAGAGAUGAGUAUCCCAGGACGCCCACAAGACGAUGGAGCUAUGUGGCGACUAAGUUUGCACAGGUGCUUGGUUCACUCUUCUACACUUACUACAUCUUCAUGCGACUCUGCAUCCCUACGUAUCGGAACUAUAGCUGGGAACCCUUCAGCUCACGAAGGCUGGUUCUUUGCAUCUUUAACUCCAUUCUUCCAGGUGUAUUGAUAAUGUUCCUGGUCUUCUUCUCAUUCCUGCAUUGUUGGCUUAACGCCUUUGCUGAGAUGAUGCGAUUUGGUGACCGAAUGUUUUACAAGGACUGGUGGAAUUCAACAUCUUAUGCAAACUAUUACCGAACUUGGAAUGUGGUAGUACAUGACUGGCUGUAUUACUACGCAUACAGAGACUUCCUUUGGUUCUUUGGGAAGAAGUUCAAAUCUGCCGCUAUGCUGUCCGUCUUCGCAAUUUCUGCUGCUGCACAUGAAUACGUCCUGGCUGUCUGUUUUGGUUACUUCUAUCCUGUUAUGUUUUGCCUCUUCAUGUUCUUUGGAAUGAUUUUCAACUUCUUAAUCAAUGACCAACGGAAAGCUUCUGUUUGGAAUGUGAUCAUGUGGACUUCCCUCUUCCUUGGUCAAGGCAUCAUAUUUUGUCUUUAUAGCCAAGAAUGGUACGCCCGUCAGUAUUGCCCUGUGAAAAAUCCCACUUUCCUGGACUAUAUGAAGCCACGUUCCUGGACUUGCCCCGAUAAGGUCUGAAGUCCCCUGACUGAGGCCAGAAGACCUGUUCUUUAGAAACAACAGCAACACCAUAUACCUUGGAUCAAUGAUCUAAAUGUCUUGAACUUUUAAAAAGGGAAAACAAUAAUCCUUUGUUAUUUUUUUAAAAACAAUCUCUUGAGGCAGCUAAGACUUCAGAAGGCUUGGCAAAAUGGUUUUUGUUCCAUGAGUGACUCCAACCUGAGCAGCUACCAUGCUGAUUGUGAAACUGAAAGGUUGGUGAAAGAUUUUUCCCCUCCCCAGAGACCAUUGUGCUUCAAUCCCAGAUGGUGGUUUUGUACGUGUUGCUACUGUUUUUCUCUUUGUUCUUAAAGGGGCCAUAUUAUGUGAUUGGAGUCGCUUUUGCCUCAUCUUGAAUGUAACGUUCCUUCAGAAUGAUCUCUCUCGUUGCACAGUAUUUGUUUGCAUUCUUGUACUCGUUGCUUUCUCAUUGAUGGUUGAGUGACGGAGCCCAGGGUUCACAAAUAUUUUCUUGCUAGUUUGUGCCUGCUAUCAGCUCACUCUGAAAUCUUCUAACAUGUGCAUAGGUUUAUUUUCACUUGUGCUGUGGUAUGAAGAAGUUAAGGAGCAGGGAGGAGUCUUUCCUGCUCUUGUCUUCUUCGUAGCUCAUGGCAGAUGGAGCAUUAUCUAAGCCUCAUUUUUGAGUCCUCUUAGAGGGCUUGAAAGUGAGACAGAUCUGACAGUCAUUUGCACUGAAGUACAGAGAAGAGAUUCCUCCCAAUUGCUACCUCUGCACCAUUGCACAAGUGGAAUGCAAGGUGGGGGCGGGAUUGGAGGAUGCGGGUUUUUUGAGGCAUCCUUGCCCUUAUGGUGUUGUAUUUCUUUUUUGGAUGAAGGAGCCCUUUUACAUCCUUUCCCAUGAAAAUAGUCAUAAUAGAAGCACAAGAUAGGGAUCAUUCCGUCCACAACUCUUUGACUUUUUCCCCCUACAGCCGAUUAUUGUAGAAAUUUAUAUAUGCUGUAGGAUAGAUGGAAGCUUUCAGCUUCUAUCAAAGAGUACUCCUUUUUUAAACAAUGAAACAAAACUACUGCUUUGAAGGAUAAUGUUUCCAAGUUUGUUGUAUUUAUGAAAGGUUUGCCUAUUUGCUUUUAUGCUCUAAAGCUUUAUUUUUCCCUCCCUUUUUGAAUAAAGAUAUCUUUAAUGGCUGACUAUA